This is a messenger RNA of Phymastichus coffea, 4638 nucleotides long. RefSeq lists its product as uncharacterized. The transcript has 12 exons. NCBI's taxonomy places the organism in Eukaryota, Metazoa, Arthropoda, Insecta, Hymenoptera, Eulophidae. The record is from RefSeq and is a predicted model, not a curated record. Bases 351 to 3734 code for a protein of 1127 amino acids.
GUUUGUGUAUGUACGUUGAGGGAAGAGCGUGUAGUUUCAUUGUACGCUCCGGUUUUUCUCUCUUGUGCAUUUUCCUAAAGAAGAUUUUUUCCCGAGCGAGACGUGAAAGAUCAGACGAUUCGAACGCACGUCUAAAAGCUUAAUCUACAUUAAAAUUAUACCUUUAUCAGUAUGGCCAUGCCUGCAGGAGGCGUCUUUGCUUGAGGGUUAUAUGCACACGUAUCCAAGACACACACACACGUACGAGAACGAAAACGAGAGUGAGCGCCGCUUUUAACGGCAGAAUGCCUACAGCAACCACAAGCUAUCAAAGACAUUGUCAUUGUCGAGAUUAAGAUCGGGGAUAUAACAUGACCAGCACCAUGUCGGCCAUGGAGUUGUUGGCCAAAGAACACAAUGAAAAGGCAGCGAUGCAGAACAGCGUGUCGCGUCAAGACUCAGGAAUGCCAGGUGACGAGGAGCUGUGCUCGCCCAUCGAUUGUCUCGCUGAGAGCGCUAACGUAACGCUGAACAUUAGCGAAUCCGUGAGCAGCACUAUCAACGACUCCAACACAACUCUCGACAGCGAGUGCAACAUCACGGUCAUUCACGUGCCACCGGCAAACGACAAAUCGAUCGACAAGUCGGUGCUGAUCACGGGGAACGGGGACGAGGGAACACCCGUGGCCGAGAACGACAAGAAGGACGAGGGCAAGGACAGCAAGGAUGGCAGCGAUAGCGGUGUCGAAGGUUGCGCGGUGGAAAUCCCGAGGGAGCAGAGACGAAACAGCGCGGAUUACGAGAGCAGCUGUAACGGCGAGGCAUCGUGCGACUCGAGCCUGGCGAGCUGCUGCUCGGUGUACGAGGACCCUUGUGCCACGCUACCCGACGACAUCCGCUUGAACAUCGAGCCUGCGAACGACAGUUACGUGGUCGUCGUUGCCCCCGUUGCUAAUGGAAGUGGCGGAGGCGGCGGUGGCGGCAGCGGCGGCGGCGGCGAGGGGACCAGUGAAGCCGGUAGCGAGAGCUCAUCUCUCGCCGGCAGCAUUUCCGCCCGGGUGCAGACCAGGCGAGAUAAUGCCAACGGGGGACCUAUAAAGAAGAGGAUUACCACGCAUGGCUCGUUUGAUUCGCAAAAGAGCCAACGACCGAGUAGACCAUCGAUGAGUAGCAUUGUUAACGGGACAACGGCAACGGGAGCUCGUGCCAAGCCAAAGACAACCACGCAACGAAAUACCCUCGGCAAAUCACAGAGUCUCAGCAGCAAAGAUCGAGGACGUUCGCGUGAGAAAUCCGUCAUUACGCCGAGCAAAGAAAUAAUAGAAUGUAAAACGAGGGACAGCUCGUUGUCUGGUGUACGAGGAUCAUCGGUGACGAGAAGUGCCAACUCGUGUAUGGCUAGCACCGCGGCUUCGAGAUCCAGAGCUAGACCGGACUCAUUACCGUCGGCACUCAUGACCGAGAUCAAUAAAGAUCUUGCCCAACGUGGACGAGGAGUUGCAGCGACGCGGCCUAGAGGAGGAUCAACGACACGAACGAGCACAAUGAGUACACGAACUCCAAGCUCCACACCUUCGGAAGAUGGUCGCAAGUCUUUGUCGUCGGCCCAUCGUAGCACGAGUUUAUAUGCUGGCCGAUUGGAUUUGAAAUCAGCUCGAAUAUUUGACAAAAUGACAUCGAGUGUGGAUGGUGUCAAAGCUCUUGAUACGUAUGGUACAUUGCCACGAUCAGCCAGGCAGGGUAAAUUUUCAAUCCCGAAAACCAGUGAUAAGCCACCGGUAAGCAGUCGCAGUCGAUCGGGUAGCCGUGACGCCAGUCUCAACAGGCUUCUUGGCCGAAAAGCUGUGAACAACUCGAAGGAAAAAGGAUUACCGCCUUAUCCUAAGUUAGCUGAAAAAACGAAAAUUUAUCACGAAACAUGCUCCCAAACUGGACUGACGGGUAAGGAUAUUGAUAAUUGUUUGGCUGGUGUGGUGACGAUUAUUCCAAAUCCCGAGAGUGUCGACACUUUGGAGGGAGAAAGCCAGACUGAAGGUAGUUGGGAGGACAUAAAACGACUCAAAGAGGAACUCAAAACGACGACCGAGGAAAAAAAUACGAUGAAUUUGGAGAACGAAAAAAUGAAAGCCGAAUUGGAGGACUUACGAAAAAAAUUGGUAGAAGAGAAGGCCGAUCAUGCAUUCGCCAGACAGGAGCUCGACAAAAAUGCGCAACGAGUGCUUGCUAUGUUGGGAACACCGCAAUCGGAACACACUGGUGGAAGUGAUAGCUUCUUAGAGCUAGAAUCUCAUAUACAAUCGUCGGGUCAAGUCGUCGCUAGUCAGCAAGUUGAAAUAGCUGAUCUGCAAUCGCUUUGUAGAAUGCUAAGCAGAGAUUUAGAGAAAAGUUUGGCGGCGCAAAAAGCAUUACUCCAGCAACAGCAAGAACUUGAGGCUGAGUCAAUCGAGAUGCAAGACUUUUUGCAAGAGGAAAAAGCAACACUGGAGACAGCACUGAAGGAGGCUGAAAUAGAAUCGAAAAAGAAAGACGAGAAAGUCAAGCAACUGACAUCGGAGCUCGAGCAACAAACGGAGGAGUGUAAGCAUCUUGUGAGGAUCAGCGAGCAAAGAAGACAAGAAAAUCUGUCACUCAGUAUGAAAUUAAGUGCCGUUGAAAGACGAAGCAAAGAACUCCUACUCGCUCAGGGAGCGGCUGCUUCCGGCGCUUCAGUGGCUCUUUCUGGCUUGGGUAGCCGAUUAGAGGCUCUCGUCGAUCAGCUUAUUAUGUCCUACAAUAUUUCUCAAAAGGAUCUUGAAGAUGUUAUUUUCCAUAACGAAGCAUUUAGUCGAAGCAACAGCAGUGUUGAGUCGAGCCCCGUUAGUUCCAAACAUAGCUUAAAAGACUGUACACCGAGCCCAAAAAGAAAUUCUUUCGUUUCUGCCGUUAUAGGCGCAAUAAAAAAUGCAGCCACGCAUCCGUUUGCGACAAAACAAACUAACGAUAAGAAAUCUGCGGAUUCUUCCAAAGCAAUACAAAAAGACUUGAGUUUAGAAUCUUCGUCCGACAUAUUAGACUUUGAGACAGAGCCUUGUCUCAUGAUGGAAAGCGUUUUAGAAGAUGUUCCUUUACCAGACACUUAUUCGCAUAAUAUGGUAUCUAGUUGUGAUUCACUUAGACGAGUAAUAAGUGUUCCUGAGGCUGUAGAUGAGAGUAAUCUUAGAAAGACUAAAAUGCACGGUGAAUCUAGUAGCUUAACUAAUUUAUCACAAGCUAUACUUAAUCGACGCAAGGUUGAAGACGAAGAGGAAGAUAUUUGCGAGUCAGUGAGUGAAUCAGAAAUCGGACCGUCCGAAUGUCCACUACCACUGACUGAUUACUGUCCAACCACUAGUCUAGUUGAUCAAGUUAUCGACGUUGACAAUCUCGUAACGAAGCUUUUGAAAGUUUUACGUAUUAUACAGCUUGACAAUGACACGUGUAUUCAAGAAUUGAAAGAUGAAAAAGCUGAGUUAGAAAUGAGACUAGAAAUUUAUCUGGCUGAGAGAAAGGCUGUAGAAAGUGGACAAGAUUACGAUAAGGAGAAUAUGAGUUAUGGCAUUAAUGAUCAAACAGUUGUAAUCGAGAACUGUAAACAUGUGAUAAGCGAGCUAACUAACACAAAGGAAUUGAUUGACGACGGCCAAAUGGAAAAAAGUAUGUAUAUUUCAGAAGAGUCGAGAAAUGAAAGUCAAAAUGCAAAUCCGACAAUUCUUCUUUCAUCAAGUGCGUGCUCUUAAACUAUAGAAAUUUAAGAAAACUCUAUUUUUAUCCAUUGAUGAGUCAAUUUCCUUCUUCUGAUCAAUAAUUUAUCAAAUAUACUCUGCAAUUAAAUAGUCUAUUAUUACCAGUAAAAGAAAAACCUAACAGAAAAAGUAUCGAAAGUAUAAUAAUAUAUUUAAUUGAUUGUAAAAUAGUAUAUAACAAAAAUUAUAUUCAUUCUAUUAAUUUUUUUCAACAAUUUCUGUGAAAUUAUAGGAGUACAAAAGCGACAUAUUAAUGAACUUAAGAAGAAAGAUUGCAAUGUGAUUGUUUCCGCUAAGUAUAAACAAAAUGCCAGUGAUCAAAUGGGUAGUUGUAUAUAACGAAAUGUUAGGGAUUUUACUAUGUAAGCUGACUAAAAAAGUUUAGAGAGACGUUGAAGCAAGAUGAUGUUAUUUAUGAUGGCUUACGAAAAAAUGUUAUUAAAAAAGCAAUUUCUUCAUUCAUUUAUUGAUGAAAAUUAAAAAAAGUAAAACGAGCUUCCCUGCUGAUUCUUCUGUGAAACUUUGCUAGUAUCGCUUCAUCUAAUAUAUGUAGCAAACGUUUUUAUCGAACUAACUUUGGACGUUUUUCGCUUGUUUCGUACGCUUUAGCUGUACAGAGAACUGAAUGUUUCAUUUAUAGCAGCGUUAUGACGACACACCUGUUCGCACAGGCUAAAAGUCACUUUAUGUAGCGUCCGACGAGCUUUCAUUGUUGUACAGCUGAAUUAUAUCAUUAUAGAAUAUAUUAUAUCAUUUUUAUACAAGUUGCAUAUACCAUGUCAGCGUACUAAAAAGAAAAAAACAAAAGAAAUAAAUAAGGUUGUACCAAAUCGACAAAGUCGGCUGGUGAUCGAUUGAUAUGUAACUAUUAAUUUUUAAAAAAGAAAUACAUUUUUUU